Messenger RNA from Closterium sp. Naga37s-1, 1383 nucleotides. NCBI's taxonomy places the organism in Eukaryota, Viridiplantae, Streptophyta, Zygnematophyceae, Desmidiales, Closteriaceae. The record is from the annotation of a GenBank genome assembly.
AUGCUCCCACUGAAUACACAAGUACAGCGCUCCCUUGCAGCAGCUGCCGUACCAGACACAUGGCCAUCCCUUGCAGGAGAGGCAGGGGUAGGAACAGAAGCAGGAGGAGGAGAAGGUAUAGGAGCAGGAAGCAGCGGGGCAGGAGAAGGGGCAGGAGGAGGUGUGGUGAGAGCGGUAGCAGCAGCACUGCCAUCUGUUGUAGGCAUAGUGGUGGGAGGGACAGUGUGGGGCUCUGGGGUGAUCAUCUCCCCCUCAGGCCUCAUACUCACCAACGCUCACAUCCUCACUCCCUUGCUCAAGCAGCAGCAGCUGUCAGUUCAGAGAACGAGCAUCGUCUCUCGGAUCGUCACAGUCGUCGUGGAGCACGAGCAGCAGCAAGAGCAGAAAUUCAAGACCUUUCCCGUUCUGCUUUCAUCCUCUCCCCCCCCCCCCCAACCCCCUCUUUUCCAGCCACCCCCCCAUCAGUCUUCUCAGGCAUCAUCUCUUGAGUCGUCACAGUCAACCUGGAGCACGAGCGACAGCAAGAGCAGAGACUUAAUACCUUUCCCGUUCUGCCUUCAUCCCCCUCCACCCCCCCUCCCUCCCCCUCUUCCAGCCACCCCCCCAUCAGUCUUCUCAGGCAUCGUCUCUCGGAUCGUCACAGUUGACCUGGAGCACGAGCAGCAGCAAGAGCAGGGAUUUGAUACCAAGAGCAGCAGCACUAGCGCACCUGAUUGGUUGAACGGCGGGCGGCAACAGGUAGAGACGUGUCUAAGUACAGUGGAGCGAAGAGGGGAGGAGGCGCACAGGAGCAAAGGAGGGCAGAGAGGGGGGAGGGUGGCAGCGAUGGUGCUGACGACUGCAGCAGUGCAUGCCGGGGCGAGUGGAGGCGCGGUGGUGAACGCACAGGGGGAGAUGAUUGCACUGGUUACAAGCAAUGCGAAGCACAACCGGCACGGCACCAUCCUUCCGCACCUCAACUUCUCCAUCCCUCUCGCCCUCCUCCUCCCCAUCUUCCACUUCGCUUCAUCCCUCCACUCUUCCCUCCACUCCUCCCUCCACUCCUCCCACCACUCUUCCCACCAUUCCGCCCACCACACCUCCCACCCCCCUCAUUUUCCUCCUCCUCCUCCAUUCUCCCCUGCGUGGGCCUCCGGCGUCCAUCCCCUUCUCUCUCGCUUCCUCCUCCCCCUCAACACCCCCUCCGCUGCCAUCCACUCCCUUUGGUCCCUCGCCCCCUCCUCCCAUCUCACUCCCCCCGACAUCCCUCAAGUCUUGGAUUCCCCUCCCUGCCCAUCCACGCUCUCUGUCCCUCGCCCCCUCCUCCCAUCUCACUCCCCCCGACAUCCCUCGUCCCCCGCCGUCUCUCUCUCACCUCAUCUCCCCUUCAGUCCAGACUCAUAG